Molecule: messenger RNA, 1038 nt
Organism: Gilbertella persicaria
Lineage: Eukaryota; Fungi; Mucoromycota; Mucoromycetes; Mucorales; Choanephoraceae
Product: ATP synthase subunit
Exons: 5
Coding region: 1-1038 (345 amino acids)
Biological process (GO): vacuolar acidification; proton transmembrane transport; vacuolar transport
Cellular component (GO): vacuolar proton-transporting V-type ATPase complex; fungal-type vacuole membrane; proton-transporting V-type ATPase, V0 domain
Molecular function (GO): proton-transporting ATPase activity, rotational mechanism
Source: RefSeq, a predicted model, not a curated record
AUGGCCAACGCACUUACUUAUAACGAAAAAGACGGUUUUGUUGAUGGCAUUUUAAGAGGUCAUUAUUCAGGCAUUCUGAAUUCUACUCAAUACCUCAACUUUACUCAAUGUGAAACACUUGAAGAUCUUCGUCUUCAACUCGGAGCUACUGACUAUGGUACUCUUUUACAGAACGAACCUUCUCCUAUUGCUACAUCUACUAUUGCAGAGAAAUUGACUCAAAGUCUGGUUGAUGAAUUUGAGUAUAUUCGUAGUAAUGCUGUUCAACCCUUAGCCAAGUUUUUGGACUAUAUCACAUAUCAAUACAUGAUUGAUAAUGUCAUUUUGAUCAUUACGGGUACACUUCAUGAACGCGAUACACACGAACUUCUUGAACGUUGUCACCCUCUUGGUGUGUUUGAGACCAUGCCUGCUUUGUGUGUUGCUACUACUGUCUCUGAAUUAUACAACACUGUCUUGGUUGAAACACCUUUAGCUCCUUACUUUGCCAAUUGUCUAAGUGCGCAUGAUUUGGAUGAACUCAACAUUGAAGUUAUUCGUAACACGCUCUACAAAGCUUACCUUGAAGACUUUUAUCAGUUCUGUCAGUCUCUUGGAGGCCCUACUGCUGAAGUGAUGGGUGACAUUCUUCGUUUUGAAGCAGACCGUCGUACGAUCAAUAUCACGAUCAACUCCUUUGGUACUGAAUUACCCAAAGAAGACCGUAAAAAGCUUUUCCCUACCAUAGGUCGUCUUUAUCCCGAAGGAAAUGCCCGCUUAGCCAUCGCUGAUGAAGUUGAUCAAGUUAAGGCUGUUUGUGAAGUCAUUCAUGAAUAUCGUUCUUUCUUUGAUACCAACACAAACAAGACAUUGGAAGACAAGUUUUUUGAGACAGAAGUAGCUCUUAACAAACAAGCUUUUAUGCAACAAUUUCAUUAUGGUGUCUUUUUUGCUUAUGUCAAGUUGAAGGAACAAGAAAUUAGAAAUAUUGUUUGGAUUGCUGAAUGUAUUUCUCAAAACCAAAAGGACAGAAUCAAUAGCUAUAUUCCCAUUUUGUAA